GGCGCGGGCCGCGCGGCUGUGGAUCACGUCGUCGCCGCGAAAUGGGACACCGGCCUCAUACCCAACCGCCGCCCCAAGGCCAAGCCGAAAGCGCGACGACCCUCGGCUGCUACCGCGUCUGCUUCGCGUGGUGCUGGGCCAACUUCUUCGUCUGCUUCUACCUCGUCCUCAUCUUCGGAUGUCGAUUUGGACAAGAUGCUGGCCCGACAGGAAAAGGAAUUUUUGAGAAAGAAAAAACCCAAACUCACCAUCGAGCAGAUCCGGGAGCGGGAUGGCUCUGGUUUGCCGGAGAAGUUCAAAAAUCGAACGGACAAGCACGGGUGUAUGCAAAGAAAAAAGCGUGACAGUUACAUUGUGUUGCAUUAUACCAAGCAAGACAAAGAACACGCUUCGUCAUACCGGAUAUGCACAAGAACCCACUCUACUCACAUGUGUUUUCCUUCAUUGGAAGGCAGAGAAAGAAAGUUUUUACAACAAGAAAUCUGUAACAUUUUUUUCGGUGGAUAGGGAUGUAUGAAAAGCCAGCCAGCGACUCCACCAGUAAGUAUCUGAACAGUCCGUACAUUCAAAAGGCGCCGGCGGAGCCGGUGUCGCCGCGUUCCGCUCAGUAUCAUGACUUGGAGGCGUAUGGUGGUGCACAACUUCUUGCCCUUCCCCUCAUUUGCCAUGCAAAGUGCCAAAGUAUUAAAAACAAAAUCUUGCCUGUAUUAAUCAAGUAUUCGCAUGACAGGUUCGGGAGCUGCCCAAAUAGUUUCCAGCCAGGGGCAGGCGGGGUUUUUUGCACUCGGAUUCGGCGAAGCUGAAACAAUAUCCCACGAAAAAACUGUUUCACUGAUGAUUUUGCAAGUUCUGCAUCACAAGUUUCUUACACAUGACGCAGAAAAUUUGGCAUGCGCGCUUCCAAAGGGAAAACGCCUUUCAAGAGUCAAGGUCUUGCAGGUGUAGCAAGACAAAUAGUUCUGUGCUCCAUUCUAUGCAUCACAAGUUCACAGUGAAACAGUUUUUUCUUGCGAUAAACAAGCCGAGAAAGAGGCGAAAAUGGUCACGGGUAUGAAGCUAUCCUGUGCAAAAGUAUCGUACCCGUAGUAAUUGCAGUCAUGCAUUACAAUUUUUUUUCUGCAGCUAUAUCCGCAUUACAAAUUCUAUUUCUCAUGCUGAGGGAAUUUGUAAAUGCAUUUAUACUUAUACGAGUGCGAUACUUUUGCAAUGCAUAGAAGAAGCUGGGAAUCGACAUCGCACGGGUCGGGGGGGAGAUCGUCCCGGUAACUUUGACGACAGCUUCUCCGCGGGUCUACAGUUUGGACGAUACAGGACAAACUCCGAAAGCCGUUGUGGCAGCCGCGACCAAAUUGCUCGCGGGAGGAGGUGGUUACGCAUUGCAAAUAUAUUAUCUGGCGAGACUGGAAAUAGAAUGUAGCUUGUCGACAUGCGAAGUCCUCUAGGGGACGAAAAAAUUGAGUUGUAUGAACCCGAAGGAAUAAAGCACACUGACAAGAAACACAAAUCUUGCAUUCUUCCAAAACACGACCAGAGGACAUAUUGAUUUCUACUGAAUUAAUGGGGUUCUGCUUCUUCUAGUGCUGCUCCAUCUUCCAGCGCGAGCGGCUCCGCGCAAGAACAGGAAGGAAAUGGACCCACCUCUGCCUCCGCGUCAGCAUCUACUUCAAGGCGGCUCCGUGCCGAGGGCAGCGGGAAUCAAGAGCAUCAUCAACAAGGCGUGGAAGCCGGUACGGACGAGGUAAGCUGGGGUGAAAAUGUUGCGGAUAUGAAGGAAAAAGCGAAAGAGAAAGACCGCUCGUUCCCUUCGGAUCAGCCUUCCCGCCGGCACAGAAAAGAUCUGGAUGAGUUUAUCGACUCGAAAAAGGAAGACACGCGGAGGAUGCUGUAUAACCCGCUCAGGUGUUACAAUCUCAAACGUUACAAUAGAAUAUGGCAAUCUGUGAUGCAAGAGUGCAUGACCUAGCCUACUCCCACAGGAUUGCGCAUGACAAGUUCCGGAUCCCCAAACCUCACUACAAUCUGGCUAAAUUUGUAUUGCAAAAGGUGGAAAGCUGUGCGAGUCUGUCAUGCUCAUCAUAUAACACAAAUUCCACAUUCUAUUGUAACGUUUGAGAUUGUAACGUUUGAGCAAGUCAUAUGCUGCCCGACGAGCUCCUGGAUUUGGUGAAGAACAAAAACACGCGGCCGGGAAC
This is a messenger RNA of Amoebophrya sp. A120, 2192 nucleotides long. NCBI's taxonomy places the organism in Eukaryota, Dinophyceae, Syndiniales, Amoebophryaceae. The record is from the annotation of a GenBank genome assembly.